AUGGCGGCAGAUCGGCCUACGUGCCCUCCCCCGGUGCUGCUGCUGUCGGCCGCCGUGGCUCUACUGCUCUCCCAUUACAUGCUCGAUGUGGCUUCCCAAGUGCCCGACCCAGAGCUUUUACCCACAGAUCCUCCUCCAAAACCAGAUCCCAUCACAUCAGAGACCGUUGUGUUCUGGGGUCUACGGCUAUGGCAGGUCGUGGGAAUCUUUUCCAUGUUCAUCCUUGCCAUUGUGAUCACACUCUGCUGCAUCUUCAAAUGUCGAAUUCCCCGCACGAAAAAAGAGAUUGAAGCGCGUCAUGCUCAAAGACUAGCAGCGAAGUCCUAUGCCAAUACACUGGAGACAGUCCCGCCACUCAGCGAGCUCACAGAGAUUCCAGGCACGGCAAAAGUUGAAGAAAAAAAAGAAGUGCCCACAGUGGCUGGAAAAGUGGACGGAGAAAAGGGGGAGAAGAAAAAGGGGAAAGGGAAAGAGGAGAAAGAGGGGAAAGAGGGAAAAGAGGGGAAAGCUGCAAAAGAAGGGAAGGGUGAAGAAAAAGAAGAAACUGGCAAGAAAAAAGGUGAUAAAUCUGCAAAGAAAGAAGGUGGAGAUGAAGGGAAAGGAAAGAAAUCUGGUGAGAAGGGAGAGAAAGGGGCCGAGGGGAAGGGCGGGGCUAAGGGCGGAGCCAAAAAAUCAGCUGCAAAAAAGUGA
Sardina pilchardus (European sardine) is the source of this 690-nucleotide messenger RNA. RefSeq names its product transmembrane inner ear (gene tmie). The record is from RefSeq and is a predicted model, not a curated record. NCBI's taxonomy places the organism in Eukaryota, Metazoa, Chordata, Actinopteri, Clupeiformes, Clupeidae. The coding region runs from base 1 to 690 and encodes 229 amino acids. The transcript is spliced from 4 exons. Gene Ontology annotation, biological process: sensory perception of sound; inner ear morphogenesis.